Bathycoccus prasinos is the source of this 480-nucleotide messenger RNA. RefSeq lists its product with no specific name. Lineage: Eukaryota; Viridiplantae; Chlorophyta; Mamiellophyceae; Mamiellales; Bathycoccaceae. Gene Ontology annotation, cellular component: Ndc80 complex. The transcript has a single exon. The record is from RefSeq and is a predicted model, not a curated record. Gene Ontology annotation, biological process: attachment of mitotic spindle microtubules to kinetochore. The coding region runs from base 1 to 480 and encodes 159 amino acids.
AUGCGGGCUACUAAGCGGAUUUCUGAUCCCCGUCCUAUCUACGAUGAGGAUUAUUUGGACAUCAGCAAGGGGAAAUUUAGUUCUUUUUUGAAAAAGAGAGGGUGCACAAUCAACUCGUUAGAUUCUUUCGGAAGUUAUUCCUUCAAAAGUGCAAUUGCCGUGUUUCACUUUCUACUGAACCAACUAGAUCAAAAUUUGAAGUUUGGUCAAAAAGCCGAUGAAGAUUUACCGCUUAUAUUGAAAUCCUUGAAUUAUCCUGUCAUAAUUCCGAAGGAUACUUUUUUUCCUUUCGUGGAUAAAAGUAUUUCUCCUUUCCAAACAGUUAUAAGUAGUUGGGUGGUAGAGCUUUGCGAUUAUGUAUCACUGUGUCAGAGCAGAGAUAAGGCACACUUUUUUAAAUUUGAUUGUACAGAAUUAAUUGUAAAUUGUAGGAGUUUAACGGUGAAUUCAAUACAAGUAGCAUUGAACUAUAUGAGGUAG